UAUUUAUGCAAUUUAUGAAGAGGUGUUUAAUGCGUGGAAUGAGGAUGAAUCGUUAGAGUGUACGCAUCCCGACGAUGUUAAUUGUGAAAAAAUGUAUUAUAUGGCUAUGGAGAAAAGACGUUAUCAUAGAAAAACCCGUGCAGUUCAACAAUAUGAAGAUGUAGAUGAAUAUGUUGAUAAUAUGUAUUUGACAUCUUAA
Messenger RNA from Paramuricea clavata, 199 nucleotides. The record is from the annotation of a GenBank genome assembly. Lineage: Eukaryota; Metazoa; Cnidaria; Anthozoa; Malacalcyonacea; Plexauridae.